GCUGCCAUUGCCCGGCUCCCUGUCACUCAGCCCGCGCAGGGCCCCCGAUUGGCGGCCUAGCCCCGUUACGCACUCGCCUCGCGUUCACAUACUCGGGGAGGGCAGUAGAAAGGUGAUCAAUCUUCAUCAGGCUACAUUUCCAAUCACCUAAACAACCGAGCAAGACAAGCCACUCCGACAAGGUUGGCUGCCCGGCGGGUCCCUGUGAGCGCGCGAGGUAGAUGGUGAGCGGCCCCGGCGGGUGAGGGCAGGCCGGGCCCCCAGACGCAACAGAGCUUGAGGAUUGCAAGGUAGGAGCCCUGCACUGCUCCUGGCCUCAGGCCUCCUGGAUCCGUCGGGGCGCCUCCACCCGGCUGUUAGCAUGAUGUCUUACCUCAAACAACCCCCAUACGGAAUGAACGGGCUGGGCCUGGCCGGGCCCGCCAUGGAUCUCCUGCAUCCCUCCGUGGGCUACCCGGCCACUCCGCGGAAGCAGCGGCGGGAGCGCACCACCUUCACGCGUUCACAGCUGGACGUGCUCGAGGCGCUCUUCGCCAAGACUCGCUACCCUGACAUCUUCAUGCGUGAGGAGGUGGCGCUCAAGAUCAAUCUGCCGGAGUCCAGGGUCCAGGUCUGGUUCAAGAACCGCCGCGCCAAAUGCCGCCAGCAGCAGCAGAGUGGGAGCGGAACCAAGAGCCGCCCAGUCAAGAAGAAGUCGUCUCCAGUGCGGGAGAGCUCUGGCUCCGAAAGCAGCGGGCAGUUCACGCCGCCGGCUGUGUCCAGCUCCGCCUCGUCCUCUAGCUCAGCCUCCAGCGUCUCCGCCAACCCCGCGGCUGCCGGCCUGGGCGGGAACCCGGCCGUGGCCGUCGCCUCCUCGCUUAGUACGCCGGCUGCCUCAUCCAUUUGGAGCCCAGCCUCCAUCUCUCCCGGCUCUGCGCCCGCGUCCGUGUCGGUGCCCGAGCCACUGGCCGCGCCCAGCAACGCCUCGUGUAUGCAGCGCUCGGUAGCUGCAGGCGCCGCCACGGCAGCAGCCUCCUAUCCCAUGUCCUACGGCCAGGGCGGCAGCUACGGCCAGGGCUACCCCGCGCCCUCCUCCUCCUACUUUGGCGGCGUGGACUGCAGCUCAUACCUAGCGCCCAUGCACUCGCAUCACCACCCACACCAGCUCAGUCCCAUGGCACCCUCCUCCAUGGCGGGUCAUCAUCACCACCACCCGCACGCUCACCACCCUUUGAGCCAGUCAUCAGGCCACCACCACCACCACCACCACCACCACCACCAAGGCUACGGUGGCUCCGGGCUUGCCUUCAACUCUGCCGACUGCUUGGAUUACAAGGAGCCUGGUGCAGCGGCUGCAUCCUCUGCCUGGAAACUCAACUUCAAUUCCCCCGACUGUCUGGACUAUAAGGACCAAGCCUCAUGGCGGUUCCAGGUCUUGUGAGCCCAGGAGUGAGAAGAAGAAAAGAAACGCAACUACCUGCGCCCUCCGUGGUCCCCAUCCUAUUGCUGCUGCUGCACCACCCGCCUUGCCUCGGCUUCCCCCAAACUGAAUUUUCACCCCUCCCUCAAAGAUACCCGUUCCCCGCAUUGCCACCCCUAUCUGUGCCAUUUGCUUGGGGGGGGGAGGGGUGUGCGCGCAAGCCCUUCUACCCCUUAGAUUGGGGGGGGGGGACCGGUGCUUUGGCUUGGCCCGUUCGUUCUAAUAUGGGAGAGCUGUGUGCACUCUCUUUCAACCCCCACGAAAUUCCUAACUCCCCCUUCCCGUCUUUCUGGGCAGCUGUUAUGCACUUGCAGCCUUCGGAGGCCCUUUGCUCUGACCCGCUGUUUGAACCCAACACUUUUAUUUAUUCUUUCUGGACACUGGAGGCACUGCUGGCGUGUUUCUGCCCAUUCGAGUGCACCCACACACUACUCCAAGUCAAAACAACCACUAAGUGUUUCUCCCGCACAGACUGCCGCCCCUUUAGCCGCCCUCGAUUCUCCUCCCCUCCUGCCGGCCAGAGCUCUCCGGGACUUCCUCCUCCCCAGCGGGGUGCGCGGGGACCGGGUCCUCGUCGGAGCGCCCGCGCCUAGAGCCACGUCCCACCCCGCCCUGCGCUGGACUGGUUCGAGCUUCCGCUUCGGCGGGAAUGCUGUACAUAGUCGGUCCGUUCCAGGGACCACUUAACUUUUUAGUUGCUGUUGGUCGAACUGAGCAUAUUUCGUCUUAGCGCCCAGAAGACAGAACUUUUAAGAUAUAUACAGUACAUAUAUAUAUAUACACAUAUAUAUAUAAAACAAAAGCAAAAAAUAUUUUCCCUCUCUCUCCCCCUGCCUCUUUUCCUCAAACGACGACGCUUUUUCUUUCUCGGUUGUACAAGGCUGUCCUGCCCUCUUCGCAUCUUCUGCCUCUGUGUAUUUAUUAAAGAGAACCAAUUGGUUCCAGGAAGGUGGACACAGAGGAUCAGGAGUGUGGCGGAAACAGCAAGGUCAGGGUAUAAGGGUGGGGGCGAGGCUGGGCGGCGGCGCAGCACUGAGCCCCUCACCCGGUCUAAGCACAGGGUCGUAGUUCCAGUUUAGAGACUAAAAACGGAAAACCCAAAAAAGAAAGAAAAAAGGCAAAAAUACAGCGUUAUGGAAAAACAAAAGCAGGCCCCACGCCCCAGUCGCGGUUCCUCUGUCGGUUUCUCUCUCAGCACCCCCGUUUGUCCAGUGAGUUUUUAGUGCACUUCAUCCUCCAAACCUGCGCACAGCGCGCGCGCCUGUGUAUCACUUUUGGUUCGGGCCGCUUCGUCCAGUAGGUGGGAAAGUAAUUUGUAAAUUUGAUUUGUCCGAUGUGAAGAUCACAAAUUGUUGAAAUGUAAGGCAGCCCCCUCCCCCUUAUCUACAUUACUUCCCGAAAAUAAAUGCAAAUUAAUGUA
Molecule: messenger RNA, 2879 nt
Organism: Oryctolagus cuniculus (rabbit)
Lineage: Eukaryota; Metazoa; Chordata; Mammalia; Lagomorpha; Leporidae
Gene: OTX1
Product: orthodenticle homeobox 1
Biological process (GO): multicellular organism development; regulation of transcription by RNA polymerase II
Cellular component (GO): nucleus
Molecular function (GO): RNA polymerase II cis-regulatory region sequence-specific DNA binding; DNA-binding transcription factor activity, RNA polymerase II-specific
Source: RefSeq, a predicted model, not a curated record